CUCUUUCUCUCCCUCUCUCUCUUUCUCGCUUACUCAACCCUCUUCAUCAAUUCAGUACGCACUUGCGUGACUGAAAUGGGGAAACACUAGGUGAGCAAAUGCUCGUGAACUAUCACCUUAAUCAACAUACUUAUCACCUUCAUUAUCUCCAGCAUCAUCAUCAUCGAUUACCAUCCCUGUUACUAUCCCAUUUCAACCAGCGCUUUGUAUACCACCGCCGCCGCCACCACCACCACCACCAUCACCAUCAUCAUCAUCACCAUCAUCCCUUAUUGUCUUUGCCAUGGUCACAGCUGACGUUAAUAUUGUCACCAUUUGUAUAACACCAUCAAUGUCGUCUGCGCCAGAGCAUCGUUAUGAUAUGUGAAGUACAAAGAUCAAAUCUGUGUUCUAUUGAUACUGACUAAUCCGAUUGUGUUAAUCCAUUUUUUUAAAACUCUAACAACAACACCAACAAUAGUAACAACAACCAUAACACCGACAUUAGCAGCAGCCUCACAACAACAUUCAUAACAGAUGCUAACCACCAAGAGAGAAAUUCUUCUGCUGUCGGCUGCGUGUAUCAGAAAUAACAACUUGCUUGACACAAACACAAGUGGUCAACAACAAUAAAGGGAAGAGCAUCACCACGACGGCGGCGGCGGCGGCGACGAGAAAAACUGAGGACAAUAAUAACAACUUCAUCAACAAACAGGAACAAUGAUGGAGACUGGAGACUCACAACAGGAUCUUAAAGCGGGCCCCACCAACGUUACCUUGUUACCAAUCGAUGGAAUGAGUCACAGCAGUGGACACAAAAUUCAAGCCACACUGACCAGUCCAAGGUGUCGCAAAUUCUUAGUGGUCUCCAUAAAACGUCUGUGUAUCAUUCUACUCGCUGUGGCCGCUGUCGUUGGCUGGUAUUUUGGAACCAAAUCGAAACAGGGCAACUACGGUUUAUUUGCCCAUCCAAAGCCAGUUGGAGGAUUAAUACACCUUAAGGAGAGUGAUGAAUCAAUAGAAAACUACAUGACUCAACUCGAUGAAUUCCUGGAAGCUUACAAGGAGGAGAAACAAGCAACUGACAAGUUUAUAAAAUGCCAUGGUUUAAUGACAUGCAGUCCAUUUGUGGAUAAAGUGUGCCGAUUUCCCCUUAAAAGGGCUGGGGAUCUAUGUGUCAAGGGAAAUACUUUUGGAUACAACCCAAGUGAAAACCAAUCCCCAUGUCUAGUACUUACUUUACGCUUGCCUCAAGAACUGAGACCAAUUCCAUUUUCUGAAAAUGACACAAAUUUUCCAGUGAAUUUAGAGGAAAUGCUAGACAUUGAACCAUGGACAUUACCUGUAACGUGUCAGGGAAAUACCCCAGUGGAUCAAGAUAAUAUGGGUGAAGUGAUUUAUAAACCUAUGGCUGGUUUCCCUCUUUAUUACUUUCCAUACCAUGGACAGGAAAAUUACUUGUCCCCUCUGGUUUUCAUCAUGUUCAAAGGAAUCAAAAGAUCAAUGGCUGUGACAAUUACAUGUUCAGUGUGGGCUUCCAACUUCAGAGAAGGAUCCUAUCAAACUACUUUUAGCUUACUUUUGGACUGAAAAAAAAAAUCAUUGAUUAAAAAAAAAUGACUAUCAUAAACAAGAUUAUCAAGGAUCUAUCAACUUUGCACCUGGUUUGCUAUUCUAACAAUAGCAUUUCAAGUGUUCAAAACGCAUCCAUUCCAACUGUUUCUAAUUUAGUACCAUGUAGUGUAAGCUUCUGUGACAACAAGAGAUGUCAGAAAAGAGAGCAAAAACAGGUAAAUUCUGGGCCAUUUAACUCCUAUUGAGACACACAGUGCCUCAACUUGACUAGUAACAAGUCUAUUUAUCAACUGGUAUACCUGCAACAUACUACUGGCAUCUUGUUAUACUUUAACCAUAAAACCCUAUCCAAGUAUACCAUUAUCUCAUUGUUUCUCAUUCCACUCCUUUUUCGGUGCCAAUAGCUUUCUUCUAACUGGAACUUUGCAAUACAUAUGUUUGUUUUUGAUUUUCUCAUUCUUUUUGUUUCAUUCUGACUUAAUACACACAUUUCCAAAAAUUACAUAUAUUAAUUUUCAUGCAAUUACACACAACAGGAUUUCUCUAUAAUUUUAUUAUUUUUUUCUCUCUAUCAGAUUUAAAUAAUCAAAGAUAUCAGUAUCCUUUCAGUUGCUGGAAUUCUUAGGGGAUCAAAAGCCACUGAAAAUCAGUUGACAGAAAGAUGCUAUCAAUUAUCAUUUACAUUUGGACACUAUUCUGUUAAUGAUCUAGUCAUUAAAUAAUUCUUUAAUUCUUUAAUUUAUAAAGGCUAACAGCUAAUAAGUUUCAGAAAACUACAAUAUUAUCAGAGGUUUUAUUAGCAUUUAUUUGUUACUUUACCUAAGACAGUUGCUGAAAUUUCCCUGCCAUCACUACUGAGAUGCUCCAUCCCAUAUGUCUGCAAAGCACUAAAGCUAUACUUAUACCAUUACCUCUGGUGUUACUGGGAUGCAAAUCAUUCAUGAGAUAUGUAUCAUUUCAUCAUAAUAUAAUUGUCUAUGCAAACCUUCCUAACAUAUAAUAUGAGUUCCCUAGUCAUGUUCACAAGAAUUAAUAGCUGAUGUCUAACACAAAUAUUACAGCUAACUCGAAAGGAUAACAUUGAAGCUACCACACAUGACUUUUCCAACUUUUUAUUCUCCACUGGUAAUUGAAAAGAAUUGUAGCGUAAUAGAGCUCAACCUAGUUUUCAUGACAUCAAACUUUCUCCAUCUAGGAUUACUCUGAUACCAGAUGUAAACAUGAUAAUAAAAACAGAUAUCAUGCAUAGAUCAUACGUAUAAUUAAAUGCUAACAUCCCUUAUUAGUAAUACUGUUUAUUGAGGGAAAGCAAACACAGUUUUCCCAGUCACUUCACAUUUAUUCAUUACAAUUAAAGUUCUGUUCUGUACCACAAUAUUGUUUUACUACAUUAGUCAAACUCCCAUUCUACUUAUUUGCUCACACCAGUUAUUCAAUUUCACUGUCGUUAACCUUUCUCAAUCCUUUCAUUUCCCUCCAAUACUACCGAUCUUCUCAGGUGACAAGUAUUGCCAUAAUAUAGAAAAAUCGCUCAAUUUUUAUACCAGAAAUAAUACGAAAAUGUAGAUCACAAAAUGUAGAUCACAAAAAGAUAUACAUUCUAUAGAAGCAAACAGCAAAUGGCUGAGUAGAUAAAGUGAACUACAAUUCCAGAGUCUUCAGUUCUAAUCUGCUUCAAGCUUCUUUUAUCUGUUUCUGAAUAGGACACUUAAUUCUACAUGUCUUUCUUCAUUGACCUAGCAAUGAGGAAAAUAUAUUUAUUUUAUUCAGAUGAAAAUUUAAUGACAUGUAGCUAGAGUUAAUUAUUGACAAAAUAAAACUUGUAUUCAAUACAGUAAACGUUUUCACAGAAGCAUAAUUUAUAUAGUAACACACUGUAAUAUAUUUUUUACUACAAUACAAGCUUAUUGAGUCUGUAACAAUGGAUCUGUUUAUAACUGAAUGUAACACUUCAUCAAUCAAAUACUUUUGAAACAUUUUGACAAAUUUCACUUAUUAGUCAAUAGGCUUUCAACAUUGUUCUUGCCUACAGCUCAGCUGUUUUAAAAUAUAAAGAACAAGAAGAAAAUCUCAUUGCUUUCUAUAAACAUCUUUAGGAAUGUUUUCAAAACAUUUAAUAGAAUGUUUUCAUUACCCAAGCCAUCCAUAGUUUGGUGCCAAUACAAUGUAUUCUUAUAAUUUUUUUUUAAUGUAUUUUGAAAUGAAAAAGAGAAAAGAAGAUAAUUAUUUUAAUCUUGGAUUACCAAGAAUAUAGAUCUUUAAACAUUCAAUAGCACUUUAUUCUUGAACUAAGAAAGGUAAA
This is a messenger RNA of Octopus sinensis (East Asian common octopus), 3856 nucleotides long. RefSeq names its product sodium/potassium-transporting ATPase subunit beta-like. Gene Ontology annotation, molecular function: ATPase activator activity. Gene Ontology annotation, cellular component: sodium:potassium-exchanging ATPase complex. The coding region runs from base 700 to 1569 and encodes 289 amino acids. The transcript is spliced from 5 exons. The record is from RefSeq and is a predicted model, not a curated record. NCBI's taxonomy places the organism in Eukaryota, Metazoa, Mollusca, Cephalopoda, Octopoda, Octopodidae. Gene Ontology annotation, biological process: sodium ion export across plasma membrane; intracellular potassium ion homeostasis; intracellular sodium ion homeostasis.